AAGUAGCCCUUCUCGCAAGCUUUCCUUCAUCCUCUGACUUUCACCAUUGCCAUUUUCCCAAAAUUUUCAACCUUUUUUUCUUUCUUUUUCGUUUUCUUGUUCGUUUUCCUUCAGAGAUGUGGCUUCGAACCUCCAAAUCACGCUCUCUCCACUCUUUGCUUCCUCAUUUUGUGCCUCCGUUUCUUUGGUUUUAAUCUGUUCUGCCCCCAUUAGCUCCUUUGUUUUUUGGGUUUAAUCGCGCUUUCGAUUCGAUUGAGGAGUUGGAUUGGUUUAGGCGCCGACAAAUUUCUGGGUUUUUUUUUUUUUUUUUGGUAAUACCCUCUUUUCGAUUUGGAUUUUCCCCCUGAGUUGUUCGAUCUGAUAUCGGGGUCUGAUUGAUUGCUGGAGAUGAUCUGUGUUUGAUUGAAUCGGGUAGUUUCAAUCGCUGUUUGAUUGGAAUUUGGUUUGAGAUGGUCUAUUUCCCAUACUCGAUCUCGGUCUGCAAGUCCGUUGACCAACCAACCACUAUGGCGAGUUCAGUGAAUUUAGCCGAUUCGAGUUUCAAAUCCAGGAACAAGAAGAUGACUCCCUCAUCGACUUGUUCGAAAUUUCCCGUUUGUCAUCGGUCUCGAUCGGCCGUCAUCGAUAUUGUGAUUUUGAUUGCUGUCGUUGGUGCUUGUGGGUUUUUGUUAUUCCCUUAUAUGAAGCUUCUUAUUGUUGAAUCCCUCGAGAUUUUCGGUGCGAUUCUGUAUUUAAUGGGAGAUGAAGUCUCUCGUGCUCCUUGGAUUUAUGGAUCCAUUGGACUUGGGAUUUUCUGUGCUUUAUUAGCUGCUUGGGUUGUUUUAAUAUGCACGAGCAGGAAAUGUGGAAAUCCCUAUUGCAAGGGGCUUCGAAAGGCGGCUGAAUUCGACAUCCAAUUGGAGACGGAGGAGUGCGUGAAGAACUCUACUCCAGUGGUUAAAAAUGGCGUGAAGAAGGGGCUUUUUGAAUUGCCCCGUGAUCAUCACCGCGAGUUAGAAGCUGAACUUAAGAAGAUGGCACCUCCUAAUGGAAGGGCAGUGCUCAUAUUUCGAGCAAGAUGUGGCUGUUCUGUUGGUAGGUUGGAAGUUCCUGGGCCUAGGAAGCAGCUGAAGAAGAUCAAGAAAUAGUAGUAUUAAUAAUAAAUAUUGUUUAAAGCUUAUAGAUAGGAUAUCAUUACAGGUUUACUCAGUAUGCAGAGAAGAAUUUUCUUAUUCUUGUGGAAAAAGAUUAAGAACGUUCAAUGUCUCUAAAUAAGCUCAUGGCAGUCAGGUGUAAGGAACAUAUACAGUUUUCAAGUAGGGAAUAUACAAUCCUUGUUGCAUCAUCUCGAUGUGCUCUCUUA
Molecule: messenger RNA, 1342 nt
Organism: Cucurbita moschata (crookneck pumpkin)
Lineage: Eukaryota; Viridiplantae; Streptophyta; Magnoliopsida; Cucurbitales; Cucurbitaceae
Exons: 1
Coding region: 450-1127 (225 amino acids)
Source: RefSeq, a predicted model, not a curated record